AUGGCAUCCGAACCAGCCGAGGAAGCAAUCGCUAACUUUGUCAGCUUCACAAGUACAACGCGCGAGCAAGCUAUCGCGUUCUUGAAGGCGAACAAUCUUGAUUCACAGAAAGCGAUCAACGCGUACUUCGAAGAUCCGACAGGACCCCAGCCUGAGCCGAAGCAACAACCUACCUACUACAAUGAUAAAAGAGGACCUUGGGCUCCGACGUGGGGUUGGGACCAACAAGACAAUGCGCCACCAAUACCAGCGACCGCGCCGCCCACUCGUCCUCCUUCCCGAACCAAUAUACGUACCCCAGACCAAAGCACUAGACCUCAGAGCUCUGGCAUAACUGCUCCACAAGAAAGCUCUGAACAAGGCCUCAGCCUGGCGGAACGUGAAGAGAAAGAACUACAACAGGCGGUCGCUAUGUCAUUGAGCUCGGACAUAGGACAGCAAGAAACCGGGGUGACGUUGAGCAGCCAACCGCAGUUCAACAAAGCAACCCGGGAUCACUAUGACGAGGGUGCCUGGGCGAUGACACUGUUUAACACAUCUUCCGAGGAAGUCAUGAUUAGUCCGGACCCAGAAGAUCGCAAGAGGGUUGAAGGAGAGCCUGCAUUUAUCCGUCCUAGCCAAGACGGUAUAUACCUCGGAGGGCUUCUGACUAUUCUCCAUAAUAUUCCGCUUGCGCGUGAAGCGCUGCUGCUGCGGAACAAACCGCUGUUUGACUAUGGCCAUGAAUCGCAGUGGUGGAAUGGGCAGUCCGUCAAUCUGCCAAAGAUUGUCACUGUGAAUGAUCACGGAGACGUGGAUAGCGACUGGGACGACAUCAUUCAUGAGACCCAGCGACUUAUGGCUUUCAUGGAUGGCACCAAGCGCGCUUUUGGCAGUGCUGACAGCCUGGCAAGAAUCAAAAGUAUGUCAUCUAUCUCGUCAGACUCGGAGGAGAUUGUCGCCAGGUUCUUGGAAGCAUGGCAUGGCGCAGCUAUUCGGGCAGAUCCCGAGAACCCAUUGACAACUUUGUUUACGUCACAUGCAUACAAAAAAGAACUUUUUGAUGAAUUUGAGGAGCCCAUCAACAAGGAGCUUUUUGUAUUUGAGCCUGCGGUUGAACAGGACCAUGGCCAAACACUCUAUGAGGUACUAGACUCGGCAUUCUGGUCCGAUAGACCAGGAGAAGAGCUUGACGACACAUGGCUUGAACAUGUAGCAGAGGUGCUGAUAUUCAAGGUUGAUGCUCUUCAAAAGCCGAAUCCUCUGGGUGUGGAUAUUCCUUCCGUUUUCUAUCCAGAUCGCUAUCUUAGCAGCUGCCGGGAGUUUGCUCGGGAGUUCCGCUCAAAGCGACAGCAAAUCCAAGGGGAUGUAUUGCAACUUGAAAGCCUCAUAUAUCGCUAUACCUUUCCACGAGACCCUGUGAGCAGCUUAACAAUCACGGAUCUCCUCGCGGAAGCUGCCAAAGCUGCACCAAAAGUUGUACCAGAGCAAAUGGAUGGGGUUGAUCCUUCCACCCCUGGAGUGGCAGGUACAGAGACGAUGCGAAUUGCAGACCAAUUGAGAGAGAUUGCGACAAGGAUAGAAGCCAAGCUCCACGAACUGGAACUGAGAAAGCAGAGUGCUAUGGAAUCUCUUCGUGAGAUCUCAAAGAUCCUUACUGAAUCUUCCGAAUCGCCUUCCGAGCCUCCUGUCCACAAGUAUACCCUGCGAGGUGUGUGCACCGAACCACAUGUGAUUUACGUUCUAUCAAACCCCAAGUCAACCGCCCCGGCUCACUUGAUGGAUUUGGACUCGAACACCGAGAACAGCGGUAACUACGAAUGGUGGCGCAUCAGCUUCUCCGCGGAGGACGGAAAGAUGCGGCAAGCCGAGAAAAGAAAGGCCACAAGCAAUUCCACGAAUUCGGAUAAUGGUGACGUUAUCGGCUACAAUGUUCGGAAAGUCCAUGAGGUUGAAGUGCUUCAAGCGGCCUGCGAAGAGGGGAGCUCCGCCUUGCUAGUUUAUGCUAGUGAGAAUGCAAUGAAUGCAUCAGUGGAUUCUGCACCGCCACAGUUACAGGGAUUCGUGAAUAGAGACAAUGAUGCCUUUGCAGGUGAAUUCGAGAACACCCCUACGAUAGUAUUUAGUGAUCAGGAAGAUGCUUGGGGUGAGUCUAAUAGCGGGGAGAUCCAGGCCAAAGAGCAAAAGCCGGAAAUGUCGACGAAAGCUUCUCAGGUAAAUGUCUUUGAUUACGAAGUUUCUGCGUUCGACGACGAGCAAAAGCCCAGCCAAGAGAUGCAGGAGAGGAGCGGUAUAAGCCUCCUAGGUGCCACUGCAACGAAGUCUGCGGUACCAACUACAUCCCAGGCCGUUUCAGGUUGGAACAAUGAGGUGGAUGAAGACAUGUCGAAUCAUCUUGAGCAUGAAAAAUAG
Penicillium paradoxum is the source of this 2391-nucleotide messenger RNA. Its product is annotated as ubiquitin-associated-like domain-containing protein. The transcript is spliced from 7 exons. Bases 1 to 2391 code for a protein of 796 amino acids. Gene Ontology annotation, molecular function: protein binding. NCBI's taxonomy places the organism in Eukaryota, Fungi, Ascomycota, Eurotiomycetes, Eurotiales, Aspergillaceae. Gene Ontology annotation, biological process: protein deubiquitination. The record is from RefSeq and is a predicted model, not a curated record. Gene Ontology annotation, cellular component: cytosol; nucleus.